CCCGAAACUUCCAAGGUUAUCUAGACCAUCAUCUUCCUAUACAGCAAGGAAACCUUCAUUUUUAUCGAAUUCGGCUAAUAGCUUUGAUGAUAUUGAAACCGAUCCUUCUUCGAUUAUGCAAGAAAAAUCAUCUAAUAAAGAGAAUUUAAUGGAAGCAAAUGAUCAACUUGAACAUUUUGGAACAUCCACAGAUAACGAUAUUAAAGAAAA
Messenger RNA from Funneliformis caledonium, 210 nucleotides. The record is from the annotation of a GenBank genome assembly. Lineage: Eukaryota; Fungi; Glomeromycota; Glomeromycetes; Glomerales; Glomeraceae.